ACUGCAGAGAGAGACCAGCUACAAAAAAGUCUAAAUACCUCAACCAGAGAGAGAGACCAGCUACAGAAUAGUCUGAAUACCAUGACCACAGAGAGAGACCAGCUACAGAAUAGUCUGAAUACCAUGACCACAGAGAGAGACCAGCUACAGAAUAGGCUAAAUACCAUGACCACAGAGAGAGACCAGCUACAGAAUAGUCUGAAUACCAUGACCACAGAGAGAGACCAGCUACAGAAUAGUCUGAAUACCAUGACCACUGAGAGAGACCAGCCACAAAAUAGUCUAAUUUCCACAACCACAGAGAGAGACCAGAAAUAUAAUAGUAUAUUUUCUACGACCACAGAGAGAGACCAGCCACAAAAUAGUCUAAUUUCCAUGACCACAGAGAAAGACCAGCUACAGAAUAGUUUAAAUACCAUGAACACAGAGAGAGACCAGCUACAAAAUAGUCUAAUUUCCAUGACCACAGAGAGAGACCAGCUACAGAAUAGUCUGAAAACCAUGACCACAGAGAGAGACCAGCUACAGAAUAGUCUAAUUACCACGGCCAUAGAGAGAGACCAGCAACAGAAUAGUGUAAAUACCAUGAACACAGAGAGAGACCAGCUACAGAAUAGUCUAAAUACCAUGACCACAGAGAGAGACCAGCUACAGAAUAGUCUAAAUACCAUGACCACAGAGAGAGACCAGCUGCAAAAUAGUCUAAUUUCCACGACCACAGAGAGAGACCAGCUACAGAAUAGUCUAAAUACCACUGCCACAGAGAGAGACCAGCUACAGAAUAGUCUAAUUACCAUGGCCACAGUGAGAGACCAGCUACAGAAUAGUCUAAAUACCACGACCACAGAGAAAGAACAGCUACAAAAUAGUCUAAAUACCAGAACCAUUGAAAUAGAUGAGUUGACGAAGAGUCUGAACACUGCAGCUAUGGAGCGUGACCAGCUACAGAAGUUGAUAGAAAGGCUGAACUGUGAGAACAAAGGCUCCUGUCCUGAAGGAUGGAGAAGGUUUGGCUGCAGCUGUUACUACCUCUCUACUGAGGAGAAAUCCUGGGAGGAGAGUAGACAGGACUGUCUGGAGAGAGGAGCAGAUCUGGUGAUCAUUAACAAUGAAGAGGAACAGACAUUCAUCAAUGGGUAUAAAUCAGUCAAAUAUGCCUGGAUUGGUCUGACUGACUCUGUUACUGAGGGGACCUGGAAAUGGGUGGACGGCACCCCACUGACCACAGCAAGGUAUUGGGAUGAUGGACAGCCCAAUGGUGGUACAUUCCAGAACUGUGGGGGAAUGACUUACAAGUCGUCAGGCCAAGGAGCAUUGUGGGAUUUUGAUUGUAUCUAUUCAAAACAAUGGAUCUGUGAGAAAUAGGCUUCUCAUAAGUACUUUCUCUGCACUGCUGAUGAAUGAACUCUCUACUGUAUGUUAAUGAUGGUCUGAAGACUGGUGUGAUUUGAUAGAAUGGUACAAACACAUGCACACAUUCAGAAACACACACACAAAGACACUGAUCUGAACCUGAGUCUCCCAUGGGGGAAACCAACGUCUUAAUUAGACGAGGUAAUUCCCUCUCGGACUGAGAUCUGACACUGAUUUUGAAGUUGCAGGGCAGGGCUACCUCAUCACUUGACCAUGAGCAACCAAUCAUGACCAACUCAUGUCUACUACACAAGCUGACACAAUAAUGUAUUAAUUUGUCAAUCAAUAAGGUGUAGAAUAGGGGUAUAAUAUCAUUCAAUAGUCACUGUCAAUCAAUCACUAUUAAGUUUUACACUUCGAAAUAGAUUUGAAAUGACUGUAUAUGUUUAUCAGGUAUGCUUACUUCUUCUGCGUUUAUUAUUCUGAACAUACACAUUGUGUACUUCCUGCUAAUUCAAUAAAUAAUUCAACCAAGAUUAAAGACA
Molecule: messenger RNA, 1898 nt
Organism: Oncorhynchus kisutch (coho salmon)
Lineage: Eukaryota; Metazoa; Chordata; Actinopteri; Salmoniformes; Salmonidae
Product: C-type lectin domain family 10 member A-like
Exons: 4
Coding region: 82-1365 (427 amino acids)
Source: RefSeq, a predicted model, not a curated record